UGAGUAAUUUGGAGAAUACUUAAACUGAGUGCAAUGGGAGCGUUAAUUGAAUAGCCAACUAGGAAAAGUCAGAUUGCUGAGUGGUGGGAAGGAAGAUAAAACUCUAGAAGCUACUGAGUGCUUUACAAGUGCCCACGUGGAAGCAAGACGGCAGCAAGCCCUGCUCUGUUAUAAAUGAAAUUCUACCGGGUGGGGAUGUGGCACAUGCACUGAGACUGUCAACUUGACCUGGGAGGUGGCCUUAGCUAAGGAGGGGUAAGGUUGGGAGGCAACCAAGGGGUGGGACUUCAUCUCAAGCAGAAGAAAAGACCAGAUGCAAAAGCAAAGGGGCUGGGGCAAAAGUGCAGAAGCUUUUAAAAACUGGAGAUGGGGGUUAGGCUUUUAAAAGAGGUGUGGUAGAGAGAGGAAACAUUGUGAACGGAAAUAGUGAAUUGGGUAAACAUUUUUUUUCACCAGGCAGACACAAGACUUGCAAGGGCAAACGUGUACUAGCAGCGGAAGGAGCAACUGUCAUUCUUUCUACAUACCCAGGACCCAGCAUACGAUGGACAGGGCAAAACAGACAACCGAGACCCUUCUGCAUUUGUCACCUGUUGAAGUUGCUAACUUGAAGGAAGGCAUCAAUUUUUUUCGAAAUAAGAGUACCGGCAAAGACUACAUUUUCUACAAGAAUAAGAACCACCUGAAGGCAUGCAAGAAUUUGUGCAAGCACCAAGGAGGUCUGUUCAUAAAAGACAUCGAGGAUUUAGAUGGAAGGUCUGUGAAAUGCACCAAGCACAACUGGAAAUUAGAUGUGAGCACCAUGAAAUAUAUCAAUCCUCCAGGGAGCUUCUGUCAGGACGAGCUGGUUGUUGAAAUGGAUGAAAACAAUGGUCUUUUACUUCUAGAACUGAACCCUCCUAAUCCGUGGGAUUCAGAUCCUAGGUCUCCUGAAGAUUUGGCAUUUGGGGAAGUACAGAUAACAUAUCUCACUCAUGCCUGCAUGGACCUCAAGUUGGGAGACAAGAGAAUGAUCUUUGACCCUUGGCUAAUUGGUCCUGCUUUUGCCAGAGGAUGGUGGUUACUCCAUGAACCUCCAUCUGAUUGGCUGGAGAGGCUGUGCAAAGCAGACCUAAUUUACAUCAGCCAUAUGCACUCAGAUCACCUGAGUUAUCCUACCCUGAAGCAUCUUUCUGUGAGAAGACCAGAUAUCCCCAUUUAUGUUGGUGACACAGAAAGACCUGUAUUUUGGAAUCUAGAUCAGAGUGGUGUCCAGUUAACAAAUAUCAAUGUUGUACCAUUUGGAAUAUGGAAGCAGAUAGACAAAAAUCUUCGAUUUAUGAUAUUGAUGGAUGGUGUUCAUCCUGAGAUGGAUACUUGCAUUAUUGUGGAGUACAAAGGUCAUAAAAUACUCAAUACAGUGGACUGCACAAGACCCAAUGGGGGAAGGCUGCCUGAGAAAGUUGCUCUCAUGAUGAGUGACUUCGCUGGAGGAGCAUCAGGCUUCCCAAUGACUUUCAGUGGUGGAAAAUUUACUGAGGAAUGGAAAGCCCAGUUCAUUAAGACAGAAAGGAAGAAGCUAUUGCACUACAAGGCUCAACUGGUGAAGGACCUGCACCCCCGAAUUUAUUGUCCUUUUGCUGGUUAUUUUGUGGAGUCCCACCCAUCAGACAAGUAUAUUAAGGAAACAAAUAUCAAAAAUGAUCCAAAUGAACUGAACAACCUUAUCAAGAAAAACUCUGAUGUGGUGACAUGGACCCCACAACCCGGAGCCAUUCUUGAUUUGGGCAGGAUGCUGAAGGACCCAACAGACAGCAAGAGCAUCACAAAUCCCCCAGAAGGAACUAAAAUUUACAAGGAUUCCUGGGACUUUGGACCAUAUCUGAAUAACUUGAAGGCUGCUGUAGAAGAUGAAAUUUUUCUUCACUCAUCCUGGAUAAAAGAAUACUUCACCUGGGCUGGAUUUAAGAAUUAUAACCUGGUAGUCAGGAUGAUUGAGACAGAUGAGGACUUCAACCCUUUUCCUGGAGGACAUGACUAUUUGGUUGACUUUCUAGAUUUGUCCUUCCCUAAAGAAAGACCUAGCCGGGAACACCCCUAUGAGGAAAUUCGUAGCCGGGUUGAUGUCAUCAGAUUCGUGGUGAAGAACGGUCUACUCUGGGAUGAUCUGUACAUAGGAUUCCAGACUCGGCUCCAGCGGGACCCUGAUAUCUACCACCACAUGUUUUGGAAUCAUUUUCAAAUUAAGCUCCCCCUAACGCCACCCAACUGGAAGUCAUUCCUGAUGCACUGCAGUUAGAAUGGACUUCAGAUUCCCCAGAGAUGCCAAACAUGAACAAUUCAAGAAUUUCCUGAUGCUACUAUACUUUGAACACAAGACGUUUAUACCAAAGAGACAAUGCACUAACUACGAGCUGGGUAGUACAUAACUGCAGGUUACACUUUAGAGAUGGGGAUUUUUUGUUGAGAAUCACAACAUAGAUUGAUUCAUGGUUUCUUGUUUUCUUUUUCUUUUUGUUUUUUUGCUAGUCCUGAGGCUUGAACUCAGGGCCUGGGUGCUGACCCUGAGCUCAUUUUGCUCAAGGCUAUCAUUCUACUACUUGAGCCAUAGCUCCAUU
Messenger RNA from Perognathus longimembris pacificus (Pacific pocket mouse), 2597 nucleotides. Its product is annotated as cytidine monophosphate-N-acetylneuraminic acid hydroxylase. Gene Ontology annotation, molecular function: 2 iron, 2 sulfur cluster binding. The record is from RefSeq and is a predicted model, not a curated record. The transcript is spliced from 15 exons. Bases 545 to 2278 code for a protein of 577 amino acids. NCBI's taxonomy places the organism in Eukaryota, Metazoa, Chordata, Mammalia, Rodentia, Heteromyidae.